AUCGCAUUUAAUGUGUAUAUUUUAAAUUUUUAUGAUUUUCAUUAUUUUUUGAUUUUUUUUUCUAAGAUUUCAUUUUGUUUCGCUGUUUUUAUUUGUAAUCUUUUUAUUUCUCUUUCCGAAAAAAGAGUUAUAAUUCCUGUGCUGUGAAACCAGUUUUAAAAACAAUAGUGCUGCAAGAGUUUGAGAGUUCCAAUGAAGAUGACUACGCAUCUGAUUUAAGUAGUGCUGAUGCAUCGGAAGAAGAUAUGGUUAGGCUAAAAACAAGCGAGGAAGAAAUCUUCGAGAACCUUAUGGAUAGAAGAUGUGGUUUGAGAUAUCGUCGAACACCAGGAAUUAAACACUCAAAACAUGCUUGCAAGGACACGAAAUCUCUCAAAGAUCACAGUACUGAUCCAAAGUUCAAAAGUGAUGACUCUUCCGAGGAAGGCAAGAUUGGAAAUAAGCUUUUGAGAAAAGAAAUGACUCAUAAAUCGAAAUUCCCCAAAAGUAAAUUUGCGAAUCAAUUUUUAUCUUGUUGUUCAAGCGCGAAUCCCGAGUUUGAAGACGGAAAAUAUGCUCUCUUGGAGGAAAAUUUUGUACUCGAUCUGCCCGGAACUAUCAGAAAAAUAAAAGAUUUCAAGUACACCCCAGAAGAUAGUGAAUUAAAAUCUAAAUUUGAAGAAAUAUCACCAGAAAUAAGCGAAAUAAAAACUAAGAGGGAAAGAGUACUUUUUAAAGGAAGCAGAAUAAAUAUCGAAAAGGGAGAGACGUCACCAGGUGGAAGUGAAGUAAAAACUAAAAGUGAAGGAUCUUUAUCAAAAAGAAGCAGUACAAUAACUAAAUUUGUUGACGAAUCCCCGGAAGAAAUAGCUGAAGAAGAAGACAUAUCACCAAAAGAAAGGAAAGUGAAAUUUGAAAGUAAACAAACUUCAUAUUUUGGUUCCACGCUACCUGAAGAAAUAGAUGAGAGUAACAUUGAGUCAAGUCCUGAUCAAAGCAGUGCUGAAGAAUCUGUGCUAAAUGUCACCUCAAGCACAAGCACCGUAAGUACUGAUUCAGUGAGUGUUAAAAGUAUUGUGGAAAAUGAAGAAUGGUACCAAAAGUGUGAGCAUGAGUCAAAUAUUGAAAUUGCUGCAUAUGUUUCUGAGUCCGACAUUCAAAAGAUACAUCACGGGGAAAAACGGGCUGAAAAUGUUAUUGAGGCUUGUGAAUCACAUAUUCGAAGCAUUAAUCAUGACGGAAAACUGACUGAAAAAAAUGCUGAAGCAGACAAAAACUGCACUUCUCUUGCAACUGGUGAUAACAUCAUAAGUUGUUCUGCACAAAUAAAAAAUUCACCCUUGUCCUUAUCACAAAUUUUACCAGCUGGGGAACUGAGUGAUGAAAGUACCCAAGGCUCAUUUAAGAGUUACAGUGAAGUGUAUGAGGAAGUGAAAAGAUUGCAAUCUCGCAUGAAUGAGCUGGAUCAAAAAAUAAAUGAGCUCACAAGUACUCUCAGUUGUGAAAAUCUCUCAGCGAAUAAGAGGUUGGAAAAUCUUACCGGUGCGCGACCAAAGGUGAAACUUCAAAAUGAACGCAUUAACUACGAAAUAUCGGAACCUAAUUUGGUAAUUGAAAGUACUAUGAGUGAAGCACUGGCAAACAUUGAAGAAGUCAAAAGGACCCUUGAGGUUGUAGAGUUGGACAGCCAGGAACCUGAGCUUUACGAGGAUCAGUUUGAGAACUUAUGCCAUAAUUCUUCAACUGCUGGUUUGCUGCUGCUUGAAGAUAGCAACAUAAAUCAGGUGGGAAGUCUUGGAUCCACAACACGAAAUAAUGAAAGAAAAUGUGGAGAUGAAGAAAUUCAAAGACAUCGAAAGAUUUUGCAUUGGCUUCGAAAAAGAUACUCCCGUUUUGAAAAAAUGCUGAAGUCCAUACCCUCAAAAGUUAUGAAAUAA
This is a messenger RNA of Parasteatoda tepidariorum (common house spider), 1916 nucleotides long. RefSeq lists its product as uncharacterized. Gene Ontology annotation, biological process: protein phosphorylation. Lineage: Eukaryota; Metazoa; Arthropoda; Arachnida; Araneae; Theridiidae. The record is from RefSeq and is a predicted model, not a curated record. Gene Ontology annotation, cellular component: nucleus; cytoplasm. Gene Ontology annotation, molecular function: ATP binding; cyclin-dependent protein serine/threonine kinase activity.